AUGAGUAACAAGCUCAUCGGAACCACUCUCCAACUAGGCCUGAGAAAUGAGAUCGAUCAUUUACUACCUGAUGUGGAGUUUGACGCGUUGGCUGAAGUGGAUGGGGCAUUUGCAUAUUCCAGCAACAAUGCUGCUUGUGGUGGAAUUAUUAAGGACCGAAAGGAUACCAUACUGGAAGGUUUUCAGAUGGGACUGGAAGCAGGCGAUGCACUUACUAUUGAACUAUGGGCGUGCUUGAUGGGUCUCAAGAGACUUUGGGAUCUAGGCCACAGGAGCGUGCUGUUACGUAGCGACUCUCAAGAAGCCUUACGUUUGAUCCAAGGAGAUCCUCCGGAGCUGCAUGAAGACGUUAACCUGAUUAAGGAAGUGCAGGCGAUGAUCAGACGUGCUUGGAGAGUGGAACUUCGAUACAUAGCUCGAGACGAUAACUUGAUAGCCGAUGCUCUUGCUAAAAAUUCUCUUCAGGGAGGAAUUGGCCUUCAGCUACUGCACCCCGACACGGUGAUACGACUCAUGCACAUGGACACGGGAGACUAG
This is a messenger RNA of Neltuma alba, 537 nucleotides long. RefSeq lists its product as uncharacterized. Lineage: Eukaryota; Viridiplantae; Streptophyta; Magnoliopsida; Fabales; Fabaceae. Bases 1 to 537 code for a protein of 178 amino acids. The transcript has 2 exons. Gene Ontology annotation, molecular function: RNA-DNA hybrid ribonuclease activity; nucleic acid binding. The record is from RefSeq and is a predicted model, not a curated record.